CAUGUACUGAUUUCUGGAGAAAAAGAAACGUUGAUGUGACAUUGAAGUAAGAUAAAGAUAAACAAUGGACCACAGGGCGCAGCUUGAGAACAAGAAAUACAGGAACUGGGUGAGAGCCGGGCUUGGUAUUAAAUAUGUAAAAGACGGCUUGGAACCAUUCUGUGAUCAUCUUGUUAACCAGCAGCAUGCUGAUAUAUUAGAUAAAGUUAAACAGAAACAUAAUCUAUCGGCAGUAGCAUGUGGACUAUGCGAUGUACGCACACUCCAGCCGGACCAUGUUCAAACCAAAAAUAGACAAUGUCCUCUCGGUCAAACACAUUGUAACUGUCUUCACCCACGCGGGAAAACGUCUUGUCCUAACAACGUAUGUGGUGCUAUAUACGAUGAAAUCAUUAGGCGUCACGCAUCCACACCUCCUGCUCCAUACUGGAAAAACACAGACGCUCAACAGUGGUGUACUGAACCUUGGGCUGUUGCAAAAUGUUUCAUAAAUGCUCCAGGAUAUGAACACAAGACAAGAGCAACUGAGUUAGACUGUUCCGGCUUGUUGCAUCUGUUGAUUAAUAACAUAGAGUUUCAUCACCAUAUCCAGUGUAUAAUUGAUGGCAGUGAUGCUUUCUCAAGGGUACUUCAACACAGAAACGCCAUAUUUCAUUGUAACAAUAUGGAAGUAGAGGACACAGACAUUGCAAAUUAUAUAGAAGAUAUGAUAGAACUGCUGCAAGAUGAUAAAGAAAUGAAAGAUAGACAGGAAUCUAAAAAUGCGGUCAAGAAACUGCUUGAGCUAAUGCAGGAAAAGUUUGUAAUAACAACUACAGAUGAAUUGGAAGUGCGUCGUAUUGCAAUGGAUGUAAUCGAACAGAAGGAAAAGAAUCUUGAACAGAGAAUAGUUGACGCAUCGAAUGAAAUUGGAGUUAAAACUGAUGAAAGUAAAACACAGAUAAAGGAGAUAGGUUCAACUAUCAAAGAUGAACUCGCACAGAAAAGGGUAGAUAUGAAAGAUGAUUUGAGAAAGUCAGAAAUCGACUUAAAAGGAAAACUAGAGAAGAGAGAGAAAGAAAUCAAGGAAGCGAUUAGGAUGAAGGAAGUUGAAUCUACAGAGACUAUGGAUAAAAAAGAGAUGGAAAUCAAAGAUAAUUUGAGAAUGGUAGAAUUGGAAUCAAAAGGGAAACUAAAUCAAAAAGGGAAAGAAAUUGAAAAGCAUUUAGAGCGUAAAGGAGAAGAUAUACUUAAUCAGCUGGAAAGAAAACAGUCAGCUCAGAUUCAGAUCGAGGCCAAGCGUAAUGAUGAUAUUACUAAGGCAACAGCAGACGAUUUAAUGAAGUCAAGUCCUAUUGACAGGGCUCUGCAGCCUAAUUAUGAAAGAAUGAGAGCAGAGCUGAAAGACGAUUUGGCUACCUUCUACAAAACAAGAUACAGUACAAUACCACUGUCACCGCUAGUCGAGGGACACGACACUCCCCUUGUAGAUUUUUACAUUUUGCCUGAAAUGAAUAUCAUUGAAAAGCAGGACAAAAAGCCAGCUGGGGAAGAGACUAAAACGCCUGUCAAAUCGUUGUCGGACGUAUUCCAGUCUGAAAACAGUUGUGAAAUAUAUUUAACCGCUGAUGCUGGAUUUGGAAAAACUGCAUUUUCAAAAUAUCUGGCUGUCACAUGGUGCCAGGCUCAUCGUCCCGAAAUGAAAUACAAAAAGUACUUCUCAGAAGAUUCGAUAACUGCCAUGCGUGAUUUUGAGUUUUUGUUUCUUGUGUUAUUACGGGAUUCUUCUGAUGAUUGCAGUAUUGAUGAUUUGAUAAUGAAUCAAAUUAUACAAAAUUUGUCACAGUCUUCAAAAAUGACAUUAGAUUCUAUACAGCGUAUUUUGCACCGGGAAAGAUCUUUAAUUAUUUUGGAUGCUUUAGAUGAAUGGGUCCAUCCUGAAAAGAAAUGUACAAAAGUGCCAAAAAUAAUUCCUCAUCGUAAUGCUCGUGAAAAGUGUGUAAUCCUUACAACAACAAGACCUUGGAAAUUAGGUGUGUUAAAUCUUAAAAAUAGUGAAAUAGAUAAGAAAGUGGAACUAGUAAAACUAACCUCCGAGUCAGCACAGACAUUAGAGGAAAGAGCGAUUUCAAAAAUAAAGAAUCUCGAUGUUGCUGAAGCUAAAAUCCUGGCCAAACAAUUAAAUAAAAAAAUCAAAGAAAAUAAACUCGAGGAAAUGGAAUCCGUCCCCCUUCUUUCGAUGUAUCUCAUUAGUUUAUGGUGUGAAGACAUUCCACUAGGACAGUCAAAGUGUGGACUAUAUGCAAGCAUUAUUGAACUCCUGCUGUCAAGAACUUUAAGCAAACAUCCGGAAAUGGAACCAACGGGCGAACCCUCCCAGAGUGAUAUCCCACAAUGCUUCAGUGAACAUGAACAUUGUAAUCAAUACUGCACGUAUCUGAAAGCUUUAGGUAAAUUGGCAUAUGAAACUUUAUUCAGUGAAACAAAGGAGAACACUCUUGUUUUUUACAAGGCAGUGGCAGAGAAGUAUCUCUCACCAAAUGAUUUGAAAUUAAGUCUAAACUCGGGAAUAUUAACACAAAGUACAGAAAAGACACUACUCAAACAAAUUACUAAAGUUUCGUUUUCGCACAAAACAAUACAAGAAUUUUUGUGUGCAUUGUACAUUAGCUGUCAAAAUGAAAAUGAUGUCAAAAACAUUGUUCUAAACAAAUGCAAAAGUUUGCAAAGUAUUCUUGAUAUGUCGACAGUGCUUAUUUUCAUCAGCGGAAUGAAUGCAGAAAUCAUUUCUUCAAUAUCACAGGAAUUUCUUUCUGUUAUCAGCGAAGAUAAGAGAACGAGAGAAUACAGAUCCAAGACUGAUAAGUACUUUAACUGUCAACCUCUGGUAGACAUACAAGACAUGUACAUUUCUUGUAUGAAAGAAAACACGAGCGAUAAGGAACUCAAACUUUUCUGUCAAGACUUUUUCUUUUUUGGAAGUUUUAUUAAAGAAAGUUUUUCAUAUUUAGCACGGCUCGCGGUACACAAUAAAAAUAACAUGGCGUCAAUAGAUAUCGACACAAUGCAUGGUCGUAGUUUACGUGAAAUUAUUGAUUCUUGUGAAUUGCACGAACUGUUCCAGAUCAAUAAAAUACAAUACUUCGGUGAAGGAGAAACCGCACAGCUUCCUGUACUGUUGGACAAGUCGCCGAAAUGUGUCAUUGUUACUGAUUUUGGUGGUUCUUGGAGCCGUGAAAUGUUGGAAACAUUACAGAAUAAUUCUCUGUUACAAGCAAUUUUUAUCUGGGGUAUCAAGAUGAGUCACGAUGUACUGAAUGACUUUCUGAAUUAUAUUAUAAACAGAAAAACAAUGACGGAGAUUAGAUUGUGGGACUUAGACUGUACCGAGCACGAGCGUUCGUGUACCGAGUACUGGCGGCCUUCUUGUACUUUCAGUUUAGAUUUUAGUCAGCAUUCAGAUCUAAGGAAGUUAGAAUUGGGCUGGAUACCUGAAGUGUCACAAUUGAAAGUUAAUAGUCAAGUGAAACACGUGGAGUUGCGGGGUAUCAAUCUAGGUGAAAGGUCGCUGCCUCCUGAUAUGGCGAAUAUUGAAAGUGUUUAUUUGCAUAAGGUAAACAUGUCUGCUUCAACAUUGUGUGAUCUCGUUAGGGUAGUGGAGAAACUUUCACACAAAGUCACAGUAACAAUAGAGUUAUUUAAGAUAGAACCGGAAACAGAGUUUGAACACGUUAAACAAUAUAUACACUCAUCUCAGAAUUUCCGAGUUACGCGGGAUGAUAGCGGGUGGUUUGUGUUUGAAACAAAAGUUGAAAGUUAAGUUACUAAAUAAACUCAGACUUAUAGUGUAAACAUUUUGUAAACAUUCCAUUUAAAAUAUGUUACACAAAAUUUAACACAUGACAUAUGACAUAAUAUUAUAUUUGUGUAUAUAAAUACACUCAUGUUAAAAAUUUAGAUAUCGACAAAAAUUCUUGGAAAUGGAGGAAAAAAUGGAUGUUCCUAUAUACAAGGAUUAAUACACAAAUUCCGUUUCCCGUUAUAUUUCAAGAGCAUAGAUGUUUUUUUUCUGGUGACAAGGCUACAAACACCAUCACAUAAAUGGCAUGACCGCUUGUCUCUGGCAAUUGGACAUAAGGAUUUUGCAGGACUAUAAUCGUAUUAUACCCCAAAAUCUGAGAGAAUGACUACUUGGAAAUAUUAGUCCAUUACCAGGGACAAAUUAUACUGUUUUACUUAAAUUGGUUGAUAAAGAAAUGUCGGACUUUCACUAAUGUGUACACAUAUUGCUUUGAGCUCAUUUUUUUAUGGAAAGUUUAUAAGUAAAGUUUUGUAAGUAUUAAGUGGAAAGGUUUCAAACAGUCACGCGCGCUGUCAAGACAACUUUAUUUUGAAAAAAGUGUUUGAUUUGACUUCAUUUUGAUGUUAAUUGUUUACAAUGUUUAAGUGUUAGUGUUAUUUCAAGAUAGUUAGUUUUAAAAUGUCUGGUGCUGCAAAUGAAUUUUGCUGUGUUUGACAUAUCACUGCAAAGAAAUUGCAUUGUAAGGGAAUUUUUAGAUAUUAAAUGCAUUUUGUUCUAUGAAAAAUAUAUAUUGUGAGGCAUGUUUUAAUGAUACCAAAAUCACUAUUUGAGCCGCGCCAUGAGAAAACCAACAUAGUUUCCGCGCAGUCUGGUCAGGAUCCAUGCUGUUCGCUUACAGUUUCUCUAAUGGCAAUAGGCUUUAAAAGCGAACAGCAUGGACUAUGUUGGUUUUCUCAUGGCACGGCUCAUUUGUUUGCAUAGUCCGUAGCCAUAUACUAGCUACAACAUUUAAUGUGUUCAUGCAUAAGUCUUAUUAAAAGUAAAACCUCUAUUUAACUGAUAUGGCUUGAAGUCUCUGUAGAAUUUUUGUUUUGUUUCUAGCAGACGACAUUAAUAAUUGUACUAGGAAGAACAUAUUUUUUACGGAAACCUUCUAAAGGUCUCGGCGGAGUUUUCAUAAUUUUGAUAAAAAGUAAAACUAGAAAUCUAAUUUGUUAUACGCCCGGAUCUGAAUGAGAGGGGCGUAUUACGUGAACUCCCGUGAUGGGCGGGCGGGUAGUCGGCGUCCAAAAGCAUGUCCGCUCUCUAAGACAAACAGUUUUCAUCCAAACUUGGUGACAAUGUUUGUGGGCAUAAUAUCUUGGCCAAGUUCGAUAAUUACAGGUUAUUAGUUUUGUAUCGGGAAAUAUGCACGAGUUUUUCAGUGGAAAUAUUGCGCGACUUUAGGAGCGCAAUAUUCUUCCGCUGAAGAACGAGUGCAUAUUUCCCGAUGCAAAGAUAAUAACCUUUUUAUUACAUACUCGUAUAAAUAUAAUGUAAAUAUCAUAAAUUUGUUCAACAGCCUGAAUAAGACUAUCAAUACUAAACUAAAUAGAAAAAAUAGUGCAACAACACACACUGAAUUCCGUCACGCACCCGAUAUGAAAUUCAGGCGUCAGUGUAUGGAAAAAUAUUGACGUUUCCGUUACCAGUGUAACUUAACGGGGAAUAGAAACGAGUAUGUAAUAACCAGCAACAUCGCCCCUAGCAAUCUUGGGUUAUGGCCCUUGAAUUACUUGAAAACUGGAAAUGGCCAAGUUCAAUAACCAACCAAAUCACCCCGGCAAUCUUGGAUUAUGGCCCUUGAAUUAGGCAUAGUUCGACGACGGGCGUAUUUUGUGACAGUCUGUCACUAUUGUUGUUUUAAAUGAUUGUGAAGUAGUCUUUGUUUAAACAAUAGAUGGAAACUUUUCUAUGUAGAGACUAGUUGUAUUGUAAAAUUAUUGGAGUUAGGCCUACUUAAUGAAUGGAAUGACUAUUUUUUUCAUAUUUUAUAUAGAAUAAAGAAAAACAGCUAUUUUUCAUUUUUACUUAAAAUUUUAUAAAGUUUUACUUACUUCUAUAUAUUAAAUGAAUGGAUGUUGCAACAGAAAUAUUUUCAUCAACAAAAGUUGGGUUUACAAGAAAAAAAAGACAGAAAGAAAAGACAAUGGACUAUGUUAUGAACAUCUGCUUACACAUAUUACAUUACAUGUAUGUCUAUUUCUAUAGGAAGAUGGUGUUUUUUUCUUUCUGAUUAAUAGCAAUUACCAUGUAUAUAUAUAUAUUUGAUAGACUGUUGAAGAUGUAUGGUAUAUUCGCCUUAUGUAAUAUUAUAAAGUAUGUAUAUUAUAUAUGAACUGUAUGUUUAUGUUGAUUGCUUGUCAACAGAAGACAUGAUGGUUUAAUGCUCUUUUGAUCGUAACCUUGUUACAAUGACAUGUUAUUAGCUCACCUGAGAGCACAAAAUGCUCAAGGUGAGCUUUUGUGAUCGCCCUGCGCCCGUCGUCAUCUGUCGUCAUCAGCUUCAAAAAUUGAAAUAACACUGGUAAGAAUGAUAGGACGAGAUUUUAAGUCUAUAAAAUGAAUUAUGUCAAAUUCGAAGGAAAUAUUUUUGACUCCCUAAAGACCACAUUUUUCUUAUGUUAUAAUGUUCCCCAGAAUGUUUGCACCUAUAGAAUUUGAAACUCGAUUAUUUCAGGUCACCAACCAUGUCACUAUGUCAAAUAAUAGAUAAACCUAAUUAAGACAGUACAGUAAAUGAAGUCGAUUUUAGGACUGGGUUACACUCAGUUACAUGAAACCAUAAAGAGGGUCGCACUUUCUAUUUAUCAAUGUAAUUACUUUAUGGAUUUGUAACGUUUAAACUUAUUAUUGUUAUUCUACAUCAUCACCUACAUUGUAUGGCUCAAGGGCCAUCACUCUCAUACCAAUAUUUCGUGAAUUAUCUUACACCUUUUACUUAGGAUUUCAGGUUAAAGUUUUGAUUCACUUUCAAUCUAUCUUACUUAAACGGAUUUGAUUCAAACAUAAAAUAUUGAUCCACAUCAUAUAACACAAGGUCAAAUACUCUAGCUGCAAGUUUACAUGUAUUAUGCCCCCUUUGUCUUGGAAGUUUAGGUUAAUUUUGAUGCAUUUUCGCUAUAUGGAGAGGAUUUGAUUCAAACUAAAAAUAGCUAUUCCACAUCACCACUCUCACCAUCUGACACAAGGGCCAUAACUCUUGCACUAAAGACUGACCCUGACUGUUUCAAAAUUUCAUGAAUUAUCUCCCCUUUUAGGUAAGAAUGAAAGGCAAUGCUGUUUUGAUGAUAAUUUUAACUGCUAAGAUUUCUUGAGAAAAUUGUCACCAUAUUAAUAGUUGGUCAAAUGGCAGCCAUUUUGUUUUCAUUGCAACAGAAACAAAUAGCAGAUUUAGUGUAUUUCUACGCCCUUUUUUGAAUUGCAUUUGCCUAUUACUCUAAAAUAACUUUUUUAUUUUUAUACGCCCGUGUCUGAAAGAGCGGGGAGUAUUAUGUGAACAUCCUUUUUGUGUGUGUGUGGGGGGGGGGGGGGGGGGCAUCCAAAAGUGUGUCCAAUUUCUAAGUCGAACAGUUUUCAUCCGAUUAUUACCAAACUUGCUGACAAUCUUUGUGACCAUAAUAACUAGGCCAAGUUCGAUAACCACCAAAAUCGCCCAAGGCUCUUUUUUAUUAUGGCCCUUGAAUAACUCGAAUAACUACCAAUUUAGCCUUGUGCCCUCCUUUAGUCCAAAAGUUUUCAUCCGAUCUUCACAAAAUUGCUAACAAUGUGUGCGAGCAUAAUAACUCGCCAAGUUCGAUAACAACCUAAAUCGCCUCAGGCACUCUUGGAUUAUGAUCCUUGAUCAACUUGAAAAUCUGCGAAUUUAGCCUUAUCUGGCCUUUAAGUCAGUUUCCAUUCAAGCUUCACCAAACUUGACGACAAUGAUUUUGGGCAUAAUAUCUCGGCGAAGUUUGAUUGCCACCCAAAUCGGGUGUUUUUGUGUUAGCGUGGCCCUCUUGUUUUUCUUUAAAAAGAUUGCCUCUAUGAGACAGAAAUCUCGGGUCCCUGUCUUAAAGGUCAGGGUCAUUUUGGUGGUCAAAUGUCAUUGUCCGGGCUGAAACUUUGCCAUGUAUAUUUAAGCAAUCUCUUUGAAAAUGCUCUUUGAAAAAACGCGAUGUAUUAUGGAAACGGUCAUGGCGUUCGGGCGGCGUCCACAAUUUUUGUCUGGCGCAUAAUUAUCUUCUUCAAGCAUUGGGGGAUGUUAAUGUAACUUGGUACUAAUAUUCACGAAUAUGAGACAGAGUGUCAUGCAUAAGAAUCAUGUUUCUAGGUCUAAGGUAAAGCAAAAGUCAAAUUCAAUAAUGACUAUGUCCGGAGCAUUUCUUCUUCAUACAUGGAAGGAUUUUAAUGAAACUUUGCACGAUUGUUCACAAUAAAAAAACGGGGUGUCAUGCGCUUAAACCAGGCACCUAUGUCUAAGGUCAAGUUCAUACUUAUAGGUCAAAGGAUACAAGAAUGACAACUUUUUCCGGAGCAUUUCUUCUUAAUGCAUGGAGGGAUUUUGACGUAACUUGGCACAAAUGUUCACCACUAAAAGUCGGAAUGUCGUGUGCAAGAACCUGGUAUUUAGGUUUAAGGUCAAAGGCACACUUAAAUUCCAAAGGUCAGAUACAAGAAUGCCUUUUUUCGGAGCAUUUCUUCUUCAUGUAUGGAUGUAUUUUGAUGAAUCCAAGCACAAUAGUUCACUAUCUCCAGUCGGAGUGUCAUGCGCAUUUUUGAGGGAUUUUGAUGUACCGAAGCACAAUUCUUCACAAUCACCAGACAUGAACCAUGUCCCUAGUUUAGAACUACUUCUUUUGUUAGCUCACCGGUCACGAUGUGACAAGGUAAGCUAUUGUGACCGCUUGAUGUCCGUCGUGCGUCAACAAUUUCUAAAAAAAAUAUCUUCUUUAAAACCACUUGGCAGAUUUACAUGAAACUUCACUGGAAUGUUCCUUGGGUCGUUCCCUUUCAAAAUUGUUCAAAAAAUUGAAUUCCAUGCAGAACUCUGGUUGCCAUGGUAACCGAAAGGAACAACUUUAAAAAUCGUCUUGUCCAAAACCACAGGGCCUAUGGCUUUGAUAUCUGGUAUGUAGCAUCAUCUAAAAGGUCCUCUAUCAAAAAAGGUUAAAUUAUCCCCCAGGGUCAAAUAUGGCCCAGCCCCGGGGGUCACAUGGUUUGUAUAGACUUAUAAAGGGAAAACUUUGAAAAUCUUCAUGUACAAAACCACAUGGCCUAGGGCUUUGAUAUUUGGUAUAUAUGUAGCAUCAUCUAGUGGUCCUCUACCACGGUUCUUCAAAUUAUACCCCUUGGGUUAAAUAUGACCCUGCCCCGGGGGUCACUUGGUUUAAACAGACUUAUAUAGGGAAAACUUUGAAAGUCUUGGGCCUAGGGCUUUGAUAUUUGCUAUGUAGCAUCAUCUAGUAGAUCUCAACCAAGAUUGUUCAAAUUAUCCCCAUGGGGUCAAAUAUGGCCCCGCCCCGUGGGUCCCAAGUUUUACAUAGAGUUAUAUAGAAAAAAAUCUUCUUGUCUGAAACCACAACACUUAGACCUUUGAUAUUUGGUUUGUAGCAUCGUCUUAUGGUCCUCAACCAAAUUUUUUUCAAAUUGUACCCCUUGGAUGAAAAGAGUACGUGCCUUUGGGGUCCCAAGUUUUAUAUCGACUUAUAAAGGGAAAAAAAAAACUUUAAAAAUCUUCUUGUCUGAAACCAUAAGACCUAGACGUUUGAUAUUUGGUAUGAUGCAUUGUCUAGUAGUCCUCUACCAAAAUUGUUCAAGUUAUUCCCCUGGGGUUAAAAGAGGCCCCGCCCUGGGGUCACUUAGUUAUUAUGUGAGUUAUAUAGGAAAAUACUUAAAAAAUCACCUGAUCCUAUUUCCAAGACUGAUUAAUUAUAAUUAACUGAUGACCCCAAGUAAUAUGAUCUCACUUGACUGUGACCUUGACCUACUGACCUACUUUCUUGUUUUUAAAGAUACAGCCUUGAAAUUUUUACGACAUACACAGUUUAUCACACAAAUUCAUUGACAAUGAAUGUGACGUACUGACUUUCUUAAUACUUUAUCAUCAGUUUGACAUUUUAAAUAUGUAGCUCAUAUUACUCAGGUGAGAAAUCUAGGGUCAUCACGACCCUCUUGUUUUUACUGAAAAUAGCUUAUAUUGUAACAUUUUUAUUACUGAUCGUAGAGAAAAUCAAUACCACUUUUCUGCUGUACAACAUGAAUGUUAAAUCCAAUUUUUAGGUUUAUUUUGACCAAUCGCUACCUGGUGAGGAUUUUUGUGUUGACUUUUGUAAAGAUUUUCUUCCCAUUGUUGUCACUUUGAAUAAUUUAUAUUGUAACAUGUUUUGACAAUUAGAAAAACCAGGACUACUUUCAUGUGGUACAACAUAGAUGUUACUUUCAUUUUAGGUGUAUUGUUAGGUAUCUAUCUCUACCUGGUAAGGCGUUUUUUGUGGACUUGUAUUAUGCAGAUGCGUAUAUAAUAAAAAUGCUUUUAUUUUUGCAUCGGGAAAUAUGCACUCGUUCUCCAGCGAAAGAAUAUUGCGCUCUUAAAGUCGCGCAGUAUUUCCGCCGAAGAACUCGUGCAUUUUACCUGAUACAAAGCUAAUAACCUAUAAUUAUAGAUCGUGAAGUUAAUUUAAAAUAUAUUGAAUAUUUUAUUUCAUUUUUAUGUUAUUAACUUUUUAAUGCAUGACCUAGUGUAGGUUCUCAGUGUAACAUAUUUUGAUAAAUAAUAAAUCAAAAUUGUGCGAGUAAUUUAUUGAAAUUGUAUAAAUAUAUGAAAAUAAUAAAAAUAUUUCACU
Messenger RNA from Mercenaria mercenaria, 10644 nucleotides. RefSeq lists its product as uncharacterized. NCBI's taxonomy places the organism in Eukaryota, Metazoa, Mollusca, Bivalvia, Venerida, Veneridae. The record is from RefSeq and is a predicted model, not a curated record. Bases 65 to 3799 code for a protein of 1244 amino acids. The transcript is spliced from 7 exons.